AUGAUGGCUAACAAUGGUCCUCGCAUUAGUGUGAUUGGCAUAGGUAAAUUAGGCAGUCCGAUGGUGGCUGUAUUUGCUUCGAAAGGUUAUCAUGUCAUUGGUUUGGACAUCAACAAAGAUUUUGUUGAAUUGCUACAAAAAGGAAUAGCUCCCGUGUAUGAGCCUCGAUUACAAGAAUUGAUCACACAAUAUAAGAAAAAUAUCGAAGCAACAACGGAUUAUUACAAGGCUAUAUCUCUCACAGAUAUAACCAUGGUUAUUGUCCCCACACCGUCCGAUAGUGAUACUGAAUUUUUUAGCAAUGAUUAUGUACUCAAUACAAUGAAAGCAAUUGGCCAAGUAAUUAAAUCGUGUAAUAAAUACCAUCAGGUAGUUGUAACAUCAACAGUAAUGCCGGGAUCUACUGGGGGAAUAAUACGGGAUGUGCUAGAAGCUUCGUCCGGCAGAAAAAUUGGCUGUUUGGAUAGUGAAAUCGGUUUGGCCUACAGUCCAGAGUUUAUUGCUCUCGGACAAGUUAUACACGAUAUGUUAAAUCCAGAUUUUGUAUUAAUCGGUGAAAGUGACAAACGAAUUGGCGACGCUUUACAACAUUUAUAUUCGAAAAGAUCUGAUAAACAGCUAGUUUUAUUUCGACGAAUGAAUUUUGUUAACGCAGAGUUGACAAAAAUAGCUAUAAACACCUAUGUGACAACAAAAAUAACCUAUGCAAAUAUGCUAAGUGAGCUGUGUGAAAAUAUACCUGACGCGGACGCUGACACUGUGAAUGUGGCCAUCGGUUCUGAUUCUCGAAUUGGAAAUAAAUAUUUGAAAGGUGCAUUAGCCUAUGGAGGACCGUGUUUUCCAAGAGACAAUCGUGCAUUUGCUGCGUUAGCAAAAUCUUUGUCUUGCAACGCAUUGUUAGCGGAAGCUACUGAUCAAUUAAAUAACUACCAAGCCGAAAGAUUAGUGAACAUCUGUAAAAAAAUAGCAGUAAUUUGCACCGUUGACAAAAUCCAACCAUCAAAAACAAAAGUUGGCUUAUUAGGUUUGUCGUAUGAACCUUCUAGUCCAGUGACAGAGUGCUCACCUGCUUGUAACUUAGCCAAUAAACUCGUUUUGGAUUUUGAUGUUACCGCUUUUGAUCCACUAGCUAUGUCGGCAGCUGCUCGAAUUUGUGAUAAGCGCGUUACAUUUGCAAACUCAGUUGACGAACUUGUUUGUGGAGAUUUGGAUAUUCUAUUGAUUACAACAGCAGCGAGUUGCUGGAAAAACAUUUAUUUUAAUCAGACGAGAAAAAAGCUUUUAUAUAUAAUUGACUGUUGGAAACUGUUGAACAAAGAAGAGAUCGAACAAAACAAUCGUUAUGUUCGAAUUGUCUUAUUAGGAAACGGCAAUUCAAUAAAAGGACUAAAUGAUGUAGGAGCAUCAGUUAGAAAGUUGACUGUCAGGAACAAUGAGUUUCAAAAUGGCCAUGCUCAACGUCGCGUAUUAGUUGCUGGUGGAGCGGGUUUCAUUGGGAGCCAUUUAGCUCGNAGGCGAAAACAAGGGCAGAGUUGA
This is a messenger RNA of Didymodactylos carnosus, 1536 nucleotides long. The record is from the annotation of a GenBank genome assembly. Lineage: Eukaryota; Metazoa; Rotifera; Eurotatoria; Philodinida; Philodinidae.